Messenger RNA from Symbiodinium sp. CCMP2456, 1548 nucleotides. NCBI's taxonomy places the organism in Eukaryota, Dinophyceae, Suessiales, Symbiodiniaceae. The record is from the annotation of a GenBank genome assembly.
AUGGCCGAUUUAGUUCACAUAGCGGGAGCAAAAUCUGCUGAGUCGGAGCGAGCCUGGUAUCUGCUUGCCCUGGCACCGCGACGGUGUCCUGACAAACCUGUGGAGGGUGAGCCUCCAUCGACGGAAGCUGGCGACAUGGCGCCGCUCCAGGGCGUGUGGCUACUCUACACAGCGCCCGUUGAGCACAGCGACUUCCUCCGACUCCUUUUCGAGUUUGGUAGCCGCGGUGCUUUGCGUUGGGAUCUGCACGAGUGCUACACUGUGACUGAGAAGUCCCUCGGUGUUGGCGGCUGCGGCACAGUCUACUUAGGCCAAUCGCGGAUGCGCCUCCCCGCGCAGAAGGAUGCAGCGAAGGUCGACAUCCCGGCCGUGCCUCAGGUGGCUGUGAAGAAGCUGAACAAGUCCGGUGGAGUCACAGAAGAGAUCAGCAUCAGAAGCGAGAUCGAGUUUUUAGCAGUGGCUCGGGGUCAUCCCUGCAUCUCUGCCCUAUUUGGCGUCUUCUGCUUCAAUGAACUGGGUUCUACAGAGAGCAAGAGGGCCGCCUCCAUUCGUUGGACGAUCGUCAUGCCUUUGUAUUCGGAGGGUGACCUGUUCGACUACCUUGCCGCCAACGGUGCCAUGAAAGAAACUGCAGCAGCCACCCUGAUGCUGUGCCUGCUGUCGGCGCUCACCCAUCUCCACCGCUUGGGCGUAGUUCACCGGGACGUGAAAGCUGAGAACAUCUUGCUGGCCAACAACAAGGCGGUUCUGUCCGACGUUGGCAUCGCUGCAUUCUUGAAGGAUGAAGAGGCCAUGCAGCGCAGAGUGGGAUCCCCUGGCUACGCUCCGCCUGAAGUGGUUACAGACCUCCCAUACGACGAGAAGGUCGACGUGUUUGGUGCUGGAGCCGUGCUGUAUUUUGCUUUGAGCAACACGCUCCCCUUCCCGGGGAAAACGCUCAAGAAGGUGCUGGAGCUGACAGCGCGAUGCAAGGUGAAGUACGACCCGGCUCUCUUUGGCGAAUUUUCUGGUAGUAUCAUCCAGCUGCUGAAGGCUUUGUUGCAGAAGGAUCCGUCGAAGCGGCCCUCGGCAAGGAAGUCCUUCAAAGCACUAUGGACAAUGGCCAGCCAGAAACCUGAAAUCGCCAGAAGCAGUGUCGCCCGGAUCACCCUCCAGGCUGUAGAAGAUUUUGAGAGCUUGGCUUCCACCGGCCUGGAGUCGAUGAGAAGCAACGGCCACAAGCCCGACCACAAGCCCGAGAGGUUGGAGAAGAAGAUCAUGCGAACAACAUCAGGUACAGAAGCCAAGACUGCUCCAACACUGGAGGAAGCGUCUCGGGGAGGAUCGAAGGAGGACCCGGCGAAGCCGGCUGCCAUUACGGAAGGAGAGCACCAGGAAGGUGGAGCUAGUCCGGCAGCAUCUCAAGGCAAAGCCGAGCUAGUUCCGGUUCCUCCAUCUGGGCCGAAGCCAACCUCGAGUGGUGGGACCUUCUCAUACCUCAAGAACCGGCUUGGGUGGAGCAAGUCGUCGGGCGGCGGAGGAGAAAACUCGCAGGGGAUGAACCAAUAA